This is a messenger RNA of Closterium sp. Yama58-4, 9084 nucleotides long. The record is from the annotation of a GenBank genome assembly. Lineage: Eukaryota; Viridiplantae; Streptophyta; Zygnematophyceae; Desmidiales; Closteriaceae.
AUGGCGAAAAGAGGCGAUCGCGAUCGCGCCGGCAACAGCAGGCUGUUAUCUCUCCCCGACGAGCUCCUUCAAAUCAUUCUCGGCCUCGCCGAUCACCCAUCCGAUCGCCGCAACGUUGCUCUCUCCUGCUCCCGCCUCCGCCGCCUCUCUCGUCGCACGCCACACGCGCUCCGCUUCGACUUUUACUAUUGGCGAAAGCUCAACUCACGCUAUGCGCGCACGCGUUUCUCCUACGCACGGCAGCCGCCACUCCCUCCCCUGCACCUCCUCCCGUCACUGCAGUCCCUCUCUCUCCUCUACGUUCCCUCCGACUACCUCUCCCUUCCCCGCUGCUCCUCCCUCACCUCUCUCACUCUUUGGGCUCCUGAAUUCUCCACUCUCUCCUCCCUUGCCUUCUCCUCCUCUUCCUCCUCCUCCUCCUCCUCCUCCUCUUCCUCCUCCUCCUCCUCCGUUGCGUCCUCCCUCCCAUCCUCGCUACGCACAUCUCUCGGAUCUCUCACGAUUUAUUCUGCCGAACUUGACGCCUCCCUCGCUUCCCUCUCCCUCUUCCCCUCCCUCGCCUCCCUCUCCCUCCACUCCUGCACCAUCGACCCGUACGAGCUUCGCUCCCUCUCACGCUCCCUCCACUCUCUCACCCACCUCACCAUCCACUCCUGCCCACUCAUCUCCUCCCACUCCCUCGCCCCCAUCGUCCACGCCAACCCCGCUCUCUCCUCCCUCCACGGAACAAACUACUGUCUGUUCGCCGCACCGCGCUUCCGUUCUCUCCUCUCGCGCUCCUCCUUGGAGCUCCACUCCCUCCACCUCGCUGGCAUCCCAUCCUUCCGCCCAGGCUUGCUUGCAGCCUGCAGUGCACUGCGAUCGCACUGCCUAGAAGGCCUUCAGUCUGCGGUCGCUCAGUCUGAAGAGGUGCUUAUUUCUUCAGACUCCCGGCUGCCUCGCGUUGUAACACUGGACGGCCUUGUGAGUAUGCUUGUACGCGUGGAACGGAGAGGAGCGGCAGGAGGGAAGGCAGGAGGGGGGGCAGGAGGGGAGGCCGGAGGAGAGGCAGGAGGGAAGGCAGGAGGGAAGGCAGGAGGGUGGGCACGAGGGAAGGCAAAAAAGGAUGGUGGAAAAUACAUAUCAGAGAGAGCUCCGCCUGGUGCUUCUUUAGCAGCUACAGCAGCACGGGUAUCGCCAAGAGGGAACGACAGGCAGUGGGGAAAGUACGUGGAUUUUCGCAGAGAGGCAGAGGCAGCUCAUGCAGAUAAGCUUGCAGCGGUGAAGAACGUUGUCCCGCUCUUGCAAGUAGCCCAUCAAGUUUCGAGAACCGCCCAUUCCGAUGCACUUUCAGCCGCGCGUGUGGAGGGGGCGACCGCCGUGCCUCGGAUCGUUGCCAGCCUCGGGAAGAUCAGCGGUCACCCAACGUCUUUUGAGUCUCUUGCUCGAGCUGCAGCCUUCAGGCACCUGAAGCACCUAGCCUUGCUGAGCUGCGUAGGGUUGAAGGAGCGGGAUUGGCUGGAGCUCCUCGGAUCGUGCACCAAGCUGGAGGAGCUAAGGGUGUUGCAAGAUACUGAUAUUUCAGAUGCGGUGCUGGCUGGAAGCAGGCUGGGAACGCUCGCUAGUUUGACUCUGGUGGAGUGCGAUAAGAUUACAGCAACCAGCAUUGGAGGGGUUCUUGGAAGCUUCCCGAGGUUGCGUGCCAGUCCAGCUGGCAGCAAGCAGCCGGAUCAGUUCAUACCAGUCAAGGCAGUCUACGUGGCAAGAAGUCUGGACGUGAGGGGACUGGCGGGUCCCAGCGGGUUCAGGGGCAUGCUGCUGCUGCCAGCCAAGAACAACGUCAUCAUCCGCUUCCCCAACCGCUCCCUGCCUCUCCCCACCCAUGCCGCGCUCUCCAAACCCGGCAUGGAGGCAUGCGUACCAGCACCAGAGCGCUAUAUGGUGGCGUUCCAUUAUGGCUCCGUGGUCUUCUUCAACUUCGACCGCACAGAGGAGGCGCUCGCCCUCGAUAUUGUCACACAGCACUGCACUGGGGCGUUCAAGGAGGCGCACAGCGACGAGUACAGUGUGAUAGCACGGGCGAAUCUCAAGGGGUGGAGCGAAGGGGGGCACGACUAUGUGGCAGUGAGGCAGCUGGACGUGAACAACAUCCGAGUCAUCUCCAGCAUCCUCGGGCAGAGCGUGGCCCUGGAUCAUUAUGCACGCAAGGUGGACGAGAUGGUGAACACGUUCAGCGAGCUCAACAGAGGGAUGGAGCAGAGCGGCACCUUCACCAUGACCCGCAAGAAGCUCUUCCAGCUCGUUGCCGCCGCCAACACCACCCUCGCUGACGUCAUUCUCAGAAUAGGGCUGCUGGAGAGGUCGGACACAGCGUGGCGGCAUGCGGAGUAUUCCAAGAUCUGGGAGUUCCUGCGAGACGACUUUGAGCUGGACGAGCGCUUUGAGAGCCUCGACUUCAAACUCAACAUCAUCCAGCAUAAUGUGAGGUUCUUCUUGGAUAUUCUUCAGAAUCGGAAGUCGGACACGCUUGAGUGGAUUAUCAUCCUGCUCAUUGCAGGCGAAAUCUGUGUUAGUCUUAUCGCAGAGAUGAAGAUUUGUGUGGUGGUGGGAAUGUAUGAGAAAUUGAAUAGGAAGAAUUCCGAAUUCGUGCUGCUGCAAGCUAUGGCGGUGACAGCUCGCCGCGAACAGCGCUGCAGCCUUGUCCUGCUCUGCAUUGCCGUAAUCCUGUCCGUCAAGGGAUCUUCUUGCGCAGCGACAGAGAAUGUCGCGACGUCGUUGCAAGGAAGCGACGUUGCACGAACCGUGACGAUUCAGGGCUCGAAUCCGAAGGCCAAACGAGGCGUUCCAGAGUCGCUCGGAUGGCUGAUCUCCUCGUUCGGAGGAAUCUAUGACGAUGAUAAAGAGGAUGACUCGUUAUUACAAUCCGCGCUAAAAGCAGAUACAGCUUCGAGCAAUGGACACAAAGACCCCGUCGAUUCCGGACGAUCAGGUGACACGUGGACAGCGGAAGAUCCCUGGGAUGAAAUUAGUGCUGACGUUGACCCUCUGGUUCUGGAGGCUGGAUGGAGGGAGUAUCUAAAGUGGAUUGCGGAUUCCGCGGGGGAAAAUGCGACUACGGCGCUUCGAGCAGCUACGGGGAAAGGACCCGUAAAGCUGCUGAUGCUGAAGCAACGGUUUGUGCCCAAGCCACAACAGACGAAUCAGGAGGGGGCUGAGAAGCGUGCAGAAGCUUCUAACGAGGAUGAGUACAUGUUCCUGCCGUCCCUGGUUACCACCCGCCCCAUUCGCCGCGGUCAAGUGCUCUUCUCCCUGCCCCUACACCUCGCCUUCACCUCCUCCCUCUGCUCCUCCUCUCCUCCCUUCUCAGUCCCAUCCCCAUCCCUCCCCGCAUCCCUCUCUCCCGAAGCCUCACUAGCUGCAGAAGCACUGAGGCAGCAGUACGAGGGGGAGUACACGGCAUGGCAGCAGGCCACCGCCAAGAAGGCACCAGCAUACAAGUCCCGCCGCAAGCCCAAGCCCAGCCCGCCCCAGCACGACAACAAUGCCCAGAACCCCACAGGGACUACAGGGAGUGCCGUGUCUCAAGAGGAAUUUCUCCGUGCUGUGACCACUGCUCUCGUCACUGCCAUCCCCCUGCCCUCCGCCGCCCUCCAUGCCACCAACCCCUCCGCUACACCCACUCGCCCUGAAAGGCAGUGCAGUGCGGGCGACUAUUCUGCUGGUGCGCUGGGAGGUGGUGGGGGGUCGAUCCGCGUGGUUGCGAUGCAGCCCAUUGCCACUGACGCGCCUCUGCUGCUGCCGCUGGAUGGCGGGCUGUCGGGGCACUUCAGAGCGGCACACAAGGCCAGGGAGAGGAGAGUCAAGGCGAGGAGGGUCAAGGUGAGGAGGCAGAGGAGUAUUAAGGAGACGGAAGGGCAGAGGGGAGAGCAGGCAGAGGAAACAGACAAGCAGCAGCCGGGGGAGGAAAAGAAGGUGGAGGAGACGGAAGGUGCAGGGGAGGAGGGGUACUUAGAGCAGCGCUGGGCCAGGGAAAGCAACAGGUGGCAGGGCGCAGGAGCAGGACAGGCGGGCAAGGAAACACAACAGCUGCAGAAGAGUGCUUUGUCAGACAAGCUGAGAGCACACAAGCUUCCCCGGCCGUCGCUGAUCCACGCCACGCCUCUCUCUAACACUGACGCCUUCACCUACUUUGGCGUCGCCCCCAAGUCUCUCUUCCUCGCCCAGUUCCCCCUCUUCGACUCCCCUAUUGCUGUCCUGCAAGCCGUUGCCGCCCAAGUGCCGCCCGAUUUCGACCCUGAUGCGAUCGAAUCCCAGCUCAAGAUUGCGGAGAUCGGCGCGAAGAUUCUCCGGGCGAAACCUGGGGGAGGAGGAGGGAACGAAGGGGGGAGUGGGGGAGGAGAAGACGGGGAGGAGGAAGGUGGGGAAGGAGAGGAUGGGGAGGAGGGGCAGGAGGGGCAGGGAGGGCAGGGGGGGCAGGGGGGGGUGGAUGUGUCAUGGUUGGAAGGGCCAGCGCUGCAUGUGUAUUCGCUAGGACUCAUGGAUCCCGAGAUGGUGGCCUAUCUCACUGCCUUCACCUACUUCUUUGCUACAAAGGAGGAACCGCCCUACAGCUUCUUUGCUCGAGUCAGCGUCGCCUAUGCGUGGAACCUCGACGGCCAAACCACGUGCACACACAUGCCUCUCCUCACUUCCUCCGCCUCCUCCGCCCACCCCACCAACCCCCUCCACAUCUCUCUAUCCGAGUUCCCCCACCGGGACCACCUGCUGUCCGCCCUCACGCCCGUGCUGAGGCUCGUGGCCAGCACGCUGAGGGAGCUGGUGGAGGCGCACUUAGCUAAGUACCAGGGCUCGGUGCAGGAGGACGCCAUGUCGCUCUACUACGUGCCCUUCUGCCGCGUGUGGCAGCGCGCGGGAGAGAAGCAGCCUGAGAAGAUUGUCAAGAUCUGUGAGCCGUGGAUGAUGACGGGGUUGGAGGAGGUGGAGCACGUGGUGCAGCGCCACCUCAACCAGAAGCAGCUGCUCGUGGAGGCCUCUGAUUGGCUGCUGCUCUCCUGCGACCCGCGCUUCGACCUGCACCUGGGCGGCAGGGGGAGCUGGGCGGCAGGGGAGGGGGCGGCAGGGGAGGGGGCGACAGGGGAGGGGGCGACAGGGGAGGGGGCGACAGGGGAGGGGGCGACAGGGGAGGGGGCGGGUGUGGGGGCGGGAGCGGAGGGGGAGGCGGAGGGGCCCGGUGCAGGGGCGGGAACGGCAGGGGAGGAAGAGGAAGGGAGGGUAAGGAAGGAAUUGGAGGGAGGGGAAAGGGAGGCGGAGGGAAGGAGGGGAGGAGGAGGGGGUGCGGUGGAGGAGGAGGGAGGGGAGGUGGAGGAUGACGAGGAGAGGAAGCUGAGGGCGUUUAUAGAGUGGGUGCAGCAGAGGGGCAUCAAGGAGUAUGGCACAGAUGAAUCUCCCCUUAAGUUCCAUUUCUACGACCAUCGCGACGUCGCACCAUCUUUGAGCAACACCUCGGAUCCCUCUGCUGCCACCAACGCCUCUUCCAAGCCACGUGUCAGGCGCCAGAUGAGCAUGGUGGCGAGGCGGGACGUGCAGGAGGGAGAGCUGAUUCCUGAUUGGGCUCCUGCUUAUCUCCGUCCAUCACCCGGUUAUCUCUCUGCCUCUCUGUCUCCUGUCAUACCUGCCAGGCGCCAGAUGAGCAUGGUGGCGAGGCGGGACGUGCAGGAGGGAGAGUUGCUGCCCGUUUUCAUUUACUGCCAUUCCGGCUCAUCUCUGCCCAUGACCCUCUUUACCUCUUUCCACCUCUCUGCCUCCUGCCAUGUCGUGCCGAUGAGCUUGGUGGCGGGGAGGGACGUGCAGGUGGGGGAGGUGCUUCUCGCUCCCGACUUUCUGUCAAUGCUGCUUAUCUCUGUCAAUCACCCUCUUUGCUUUUCCCUGUCUCUCUCUCUCCUCGCAUCACACCAGGCGGCAGAUGAGCAUGGUGGCGGGGAGGGACGUGCGGGUGGGGGAGGUGCUGCUGACCAUUCCGCAGUCGCUGUGGGUCACAGCAGAGGUCGCAGCAGAGGAGAUGCCUCCACACACAGGUACGCAUUUGCACCGCACGGCCCGGUGGACAUACAGGUGGCCAUCGUGGCGUGGCUGCUGCGGGAGAGGGCGAGGGUAGGCGGGUUUUCCGCCCCCCUUUCCAUGAAACGAGUGUGGAAAGCAUGUGCAUUCCCGCCACUCUUCCUCUCUUCCGUUAUUUCACUCCCCACAGGUCCGGUGGACAUACAGGUGGCCAUCGUGGCGUGGCUGCUGCGGGAGAGGGCGAGGGUAGGCGGGUUUUCCGCCCCCCUUUCCAUGAAACGAGUGUGGAAAGCAUGUGCAUUCCCGCCACUCUUCCUCUCUUCCGUUAUUUCACUCCCCACAGGUCCGGUGGACAUACAGGUGGCCAUCGUGGCGUGGCUGCUGCGGGAGAGGGCGAGGGUAGGCGGGUUUUCCGCCCCCCUUUCCAUGAAACGAGUGUGGAAAGCAUGUGCAUUCCCGCCACUCUUCCUCUCUUCCGUUAUUUCACUCCCCACAGGUCCGGUGGACAUACAGGUGGCCAUCGUGGCAUGGCUGCUGCGGGAGAGGGCGAGGGGGAGGCAGUCGGAGUGGUGGCCUUACAUUGAAAUCCUGCCGCCCUACGUGCCACUGCCCUACCGCUUCCGUAAUGACUCCCUGGAUGAGGCUCAGUCCGACCUCCUCAAGCUACUGGUCCACCAGCAGAGGGAGGUUGCCUUAAUGGAGUACAGGCAGGUGCGCCCACCCGCCAUGGCGUUCGCCUCAUUCGACGACUACCUAUGGGCGCAAUCCAUCCUCGACUCGCGCGCCUUCUCCGUACCCUUCAAGGAGCUCUCCGGCCUCGACCUCGAAGUCGCCGUCGCAGGGGAGGGGGAGGCGGAGAGAGGCGGGAUGGAUGCGGUGAAUGAUGCGGUGGGGGUGCUGCGCGAGUCGCCCCGCCGUGUGGUGCGCGGCAUUGGCAUGGCACUCGUCACUGCGGCCGAGCUGCUGGACCACCAGAUCAACGCGUCCAUUCAUUACAACAUAACACACCAAUUCGAGUACAUAGCCACGCAGAACGUCUCAGCAGGAACGGAGCUCGCCACGUCGUAUGGUCCCAAGACCAACGACCAGCUGCUCGCCACCUACGGCUUUGUCCUCGAUGCCAACCCCUUCGAUGGCGCCCCUCUCUUUGAAAACCUCACCGAGGCUGUGGGUGUGGUGGCCGCGCUGCUGGCCAAUCGGGGUGCAAGUGAAGGGGCGAGGGAGUUGGAGGAGAUUGGAAGAGAAGGGGAGAGGAAAAAGGAGAGGGAGGUGUAUCCGGGGGAGGUGGAGCUGAAGAGGACUCUGGAAGAGAUCUGGCUUACUGAAGAGCCGCCAGCAGCACAGGCAGGCUCAUCAGGCAAGGCUCUGUACCGCGACCUGCUUAGAGUGGCAGCAAAGGCGGUGAGAGUGGUGGUGGCAGAGGGAGAGGAUGGGAAAUAUAUUGACGUGCUCAAAAUGCCCCAGUAUAACCUCAAGCAGCGCGUGUAUGAGGCUGCGUGGAAGCGAGUAGGCAGGCGUAAGGGGGAGAGGAGGAGGACGGGAGCGUCGGGAAGUGGUGGUGGUGGUGGUGAUGGUGAUGCUGUUGGUGUGGAGGGAACGAGUGGGGACGAGGAGGAGGAGGAGGAGGAGGAGGGGAGGAAGAAGGAUAAGAAGGAGAGGAUGGGGGAGGAGCAGGAGGUGUCGGUGUGGGCAUAUGGGUUGGUGGAACCAACGCUGCUGGCGUCGCUGGCAGCUGUGUGGCACCUCGUGCACUACGAUCAAGAGCCCCACUACAAAGAUCUCGCGCUGGGAGCUCUGCUGUACGGCUGGGAUGUCUCUACCAACCGGACCUGCCUGCACGUGCUGCCAAACUACUCCACCCUCAUGCCGGCCAUGGUCGCUGCGGCCGACACCAUUCGUCUUCUAGCGGAGUACCGGCUGGCACGGUUCCCCACCACCAUGGAAGAGGACGACGCUGUGCUUCGGAAGCUGCAGUCCUGCCGAGCCUGGGGCAAAGGCUCGGCGGAAGGCUCGGCUGGAGAAGGAGCAGCCGAGACAGGCUUAUCUGGGGAGGUGGUGGAGGAGCGGAUGGUGCUGGUGAGGUACCGCCGGCACAAGAAGAAGGUGCUGCGCUCCGUGGCCUCCCGCCUCCUCCGCACCUGCGUGCUCCCCUCCCUCACUGCCGCUCGUGCUGCUCCCCCCGGUGCUGGUCAUGGUGCUGGUGGCUCGGACGGCGCUGGUUCGGCUGAAGCUGACCCGGCCGAAGCUGAUCCGGCCGAAGCUGAUCCGGCCGAAGCUGUGCAUGGGGAGAUUGUGUCGGUGCCUGGAGACCUACCAGCCUACCAACAACCCUCGAUCAGACUUGCGGGCGCAGCUUCUGUUGCCGCAUCGGCAAAGCGCAGUCUCGGUGUCGCAUUCUCCCCCGUUCACGCUGCUCGUCUCCUCAUUACCGCCCGCAUUUCCGUUCCGCGCGCGCCGCGCGCGUCUCGCAGCACCAUGAAGGUGUACGCACCAGCAAGGAAUGGCCGUUCCAUCUCACGGCUCCUCCUCCUCCCCGUCCUCUGCGCGGCGCUCCUGCCCAUUGAAAUCGUCGCCCAAUCUACACUAGAAGAACAACGACUAUCGGAGGGAGCAGAAAUCGCACGAAGAGACAGAGCAUUGCAAAAUAUUAGGGUCACAUAUCCCGCGCUUCUUCCGAAGAGUCACCGACGAGCGUUGCUGCUGCGAGGAGAUGCAGGUGCUUGUACCGAGCUGCCUUGUAACGAGUUGGUGAAGGGUCGGUGCAGAAUCGUGGAUCUGGGCAAAGGUGCCCUGUUUCUCUGUGGUAACCAGACCGAUGGCGUUACAAGCGAAGGAGGCGACAGCACGAUUGAUGCCGCACGGACAUCCACAAAUGAGGCACAGUUGGAGCUAUGUUGCUAUAAUGGGGUGAAAAUGACCAUGGAUGCUUACUUCCGUACAAUGAUGGCAACCGCACAAUCACAACAAGGAAAUAAGGAGCUCGAUGUGGAGGGGCAACAAUACGCCAUGGAGAUGAAUCGUUACAAGAACAAUGACCAAUCUAAAAUA